Molecule: messenger RNA, 4987 nt
Organism: Botrytis sinoallii
Lineage: Eukaryota; Fungi; Ascomycota; Leotiomycetes; Helotiales; Sclerotiniaceae
Exons: 3
Coding region: 2254-4206 (650 amino acids)
Biological process (GO): regulation of cyclin-dependent protein serine/threonine kinase activity
Cellular component (GO): cyclin-dependent protein kinase holoenzyme complex; nucleus
Molecular function (GO): protein kinase binding; cyclin-dependent protein serine/threonine kinase regulator activity
Source: RefSeq, a predicted model, not a curated record
GGCAGGAAUUGUAACAAAACAGCAGCCAUGCCCGUCCGCAUUCACAGAUUUCUUCCCUCUUCAUCGUCAACAUGUAUGAUUCCCGAAACUUUUAAGUCGGCGGCUGCUUGAAGUCUGCACACAUUGUUGUUGAAAAUUAAAACCAUUUGAUUGCAUCACAAUCACCUCUCGACUCUUUCAUAUAUACAUAUUCUAUAUUCUUGUUAGAAAAAAUAAAGAUCUUAAAAAAAGGGAAUUAAAAGCAUCAUCAAAAAAAAGGGAAAAAAAGAGCAACGUCGUUUGUUUGUUUGUUUGCUUGUCUUUAUAGGAUUCAUUAUACGAUUAUUCUUUACCUCUAUUCUCCCUUGGAAGAGUUCCUUCAUCUGGCCUCUUAAUUCUCCCGUCAAUUAUCACCUCGAUCGACCUCUUAUUCUUUCACGGGUUCACAGUUCCACGGCUCAAUUCGUACCUACCUACCUACCUACCUACCUAUCUACUUCGAAGUUCGUACAUAUCAAUCACACGAUUUCGGUUUCCUACACCUCACCUCACCUUACCUCACCUCACCUCAUAAAUCACCUUAGCCGCCUGCCUGGUUGACUGACUGACCUUUAUUUUCGCCUGCUCGCCGCCUCACCGUUUGACCAGUUCAUCCGUCGACAUAGGUCUUCAUCCAUAUUCGACUCAUACCUAGCAACCGUAAUCUCGUCUUGUCUUGUCUCGUCUCGUGUCACCUCAACCCAUCCAAAUCCUAAUCCAUCUAGCCAUCCAUCCCAAACAGGCGUCAAUCUCCAUCUCCCAUCUCCAUUUUCCCCACGACUCACGAUCUCAUCUUUUUGUUAUACUAUUUUCAUCAUUUCUACCUAAACUCAAUUUACUUGAUCCUUUCAAGGUUUGCCACCUAAUUAUUCUUAUUACUUUGUUAUUUAUUAUUCACUUGAUCCAAAGAGCAAAGGGAUCACGAGAUUUCUUUGUUGAUUGAUUGAUUGAUUUUUUUAUCUAUUUAUUUUUUAUCGUAUUUUAUUCAUCCUUUAUUAAAAUCAUUACACGAUUCAUAAAAUACCUCCUCCCUCCAGUCAAUCAUCAGUCAUCAGCCAUCAGUCAUCAAUCAUUCAACCCAAGCUCCCAAAAGAAAAGGAUUUGUACUCUUCACCUGAAGGCGAAACUGGACCUUGGCUGGUUACACAUAAGAUUGAUUCACUCUGUACGAAUUAUCUAUCUACUUGAGUACUUGGUAUUAAACACCUAAACACCUACCAAGACUCCCGUAUACUUUAUUACUCACUACUCACUACUCACUACUCACUACGGUACCGGCUUUAACUUUAUUUGUGGAUCAUCAAGUCUUCCAAGUUGCCACUAAAAUCAGUCAUACCCCAUCAACAACUGAACACCUAAAAAGAUCAUCAAUCCUCUCUCUUCUCUUCUCUUCUCUUCUCUUCUUCACUUCUUCACUUCUUCACUUCAAAUAAUCCAUCGUGACUUCUGAGUCUUAAAAAGGAUUAUUGAAAGGGAAAAGGAAAAAAGGAAAGGAAAGAGAAAGACUCAUACUGCGAGCCUAAACUUUGUUAGUCUCAGUCGCCUUCGCAAUCUUCGCCUCUUCAUCCUAUUCACAAAAACGCAUUACUCACUCCACUCAAUCCUUUGUUCAAUGACAACCAUCGGUUUAUAACCCUCGACUUUCCUUUACUACCCAUCGCGAAUACCUUCGCACACCUACACACCACACACACAGUACAGUACAACCAUAUUUCGAAUGCUUGAUUUUACUCUUUCAUAAAAAGGCAUACGUUUCACAAAACUACCCUUGACAUACACACACACACACACCCUUACCCUCACCCUCUCGUCCAAAGUCGCGACCUUUGAUGGGACGCUGGUUUACCCAAUAAACUAGCCCACCAUUUAUCACAACACUUACCAUUUCACAAAACGGAAAGGUCAACAUGCUCUUAGGUCUUUCAAUUUCUUACCCAGUCGCCAGUCUUACAUCGUCCAAAUCUACCGGUUAUAUCGUUCCUGAAGAAAUCAUUGCGAUCUCUUCUGCAUACUAGUCUUGCCCUCCUCCUACCUCGAUCAUCUAGCUUCUGCAAUAACUACCGCGUUGUUGCACGAGCCUGUAUCUAGUCAGAAGGUUUCUUGGGAAUAGUCUACAACGUUAUAAUCUAGAUUUCGGCUUUGUACAGACGGCGACUGGAGUUUUAUUUCGCAUAGAACUUUUUCAUUUCCGAUUUACUUACAAAAUACUCCAAAUACACACAAAACACUUUGAAGAUGCAUUGCGGCGAAGAUGAUUUGUCGCCUUACACCUCAUUUUGUAAUGGUCCUUACAGUUCCUCGAUAGCCUCGUCGGCUUCCUCCUCUACGUCUUCAGUUUGGUCCGAUGCAGCUUCACAAGCAUCCGACAACUCUUCCAUCACCAGCGCCUCCUCCGAUUCCGAACCUUCAUACUUCUGCGCAAAUCAACCUCCCCUUCCGACUAUAGCAAUCGAUGUCUGCGAAAAAAAUAACAUUACAAAAUUUUGGCCACAACAAAGGUUACCCGUGGAAAUUGCCCCAGAAGAAAGGCAGAACCCCAGAAGGACUAGUGUCGGAUCUAGUACCCGCACAGGUCGUCCUCCUACCCUGAUACGUCAAGCUGAUCGCAAGGUCAACUUUGUUGACAGCCUCGUCGAUUCUUCGGCUUUGAUUGUCGAAGCCAUAUGGCCCCUUUCAACCGUCGCUUGUAGAAGCGAAAUGGGUAAAGGUGUCCUCCCUCUGCGCAUCUUCAUCCAAGAAACCUUGAGAAGAUCAAGGACCAGCUACUCGACUCUUCAAGUCGCCUUGUACUACCUGAUCUUGAUCAAACCAUUUGUACCAAAGACCGAUUUUACUAUGGAGCAAGCGGAUGACACUCAAUCAUUCCGGGCUUUACAAUGUGGUCGACGAAUGUUCCUCUCUGCGCUUAUUCUCGCAUCGAAAUAUCUGCAAGAUAGAAAUUACUCGUCUCGCGCUUGGAGUAAGAUUUCUGGACUACCCACUUUGGAAAUCAAUCAAAACGAAAUAGCAUUCCUCCUUGCUGUGAAGUGGGAGUUGCACAUUACCGAGAAAGUUUUUCAACGUUGGACCGACAUUGUUUUGAACUAUACACCAUCAUCGCAGCCUCCAUCCCCAGGAGCCUCUACUCUGAGUAUCGCAGAGCAAUCGGUUGAGUGGAAACGAAUUGUUCUCCAGCUCAACCCGGAAUUGGAUAACAUGAACGAAAUCACGAGUCCAUCUCACAAAGAAGUUUGUGGUCUUCCAUUGAGACCUUUCACGCCAUUGUCUGCGUAUCAUUUUUCAGGUUCCAAUGAGCCCACCUCGUCUCCAAAGCAUUAUUCACCUCAUGUCAUGGAGCCAUCACCAUCAGCCACGUAUCCAACUGUUAGACCUGUACCGGCUCUUGGCCUUCUCCCAACUCCACGAUUGACUCCCCAGAGUACUGGAUACAACACUCCUGCUGUGAGUGCUGCAUCUUACAUGCUCGGUAAAUCAUCCAUGAGUCUCGCCAUGGCACAGACAAACUUCUGCGGCCCGCAAGCGACUGAAAAGUGGGCAGGUCAAUUGACCUCAUCCCCACAAGGUUAUUCCUGCAAUCGUCGAUCAUCCUUGGCCAACUCGGUCUCGUCUAUGUCUUCGCCAGAGUCAAUGGUUUCGGAUACUUCAUCAAGAACAUCUCGUUCAUCUUCAAUCUCAUCUGCAUCGUCAGUGACGAGCGCGCCGGUCUCAGCAAAGCUGGAUGUCCAGGCGCGUUGUCGAUAUGCGAAGUUGUGUAGUGAGAAGAAGAAUAGAAAUGUUAUUGUGACAGUGGCCGAAUUGUGUGAAAGCUACGACGAAGUUGGGGCCGAUGCAUUAGAUGAAGCCGCACGAACUUUAUACGAAUUGCACCGCCAAUCCGUAUCUGUGGACUCAUCUAACAGAGUUGAUGACAAACCCGCGCAUACAUCUAACAGAGCUGGUGCUAAACGAAGUAGGACUCAUUCACUUGAAGCUUCUCUUCAUGAUAACGUACGAGACUUGUUGAUGACUGGGGGUAUGGCACACGUUUUGGCGAAGCCAGGUGGACAUGCCAGCGAUGUGCAAAUUUUGCCAGCGGCAUCGUCUGGAAGAAAGAGACUAUGUUGUGCGACCGAAGCUGCUCGAGGACUUUCUCAAACAAAUAUCCACCCAGCUUUUCGCCCGGGAAUGUGGGAGGGAAUACUAAACUAAUACACCUUACCGACUUAUACAUACACUACAACACACUUGUCAUAACAGAUUUUCUUUUUCGUUUGUCUUUUUUUAGUUGGUUGGCAAAAGAGACAGUGCAAUGGCCACAUCUAGCCUUCACGCAUCAUCACAUACCAUGGGAAUCGGAUUUUAGAUGGCGUGACUGCAUAUGCCGUUGAUCAUUUUAUUGGAACACUGGAAUUGAGGUCAAUGGUACCCGGCUAAUUUUCAUGGAGAUGGGGAUAAGGGGAAGGAACAUUGGGGGCAUAUAUCGACAGGUUGGGGGAUGCUUGUACGAUGGUUGGCGAAUGCUGGCUUGGCUUUGUUUUUAAAUGGGAGUGGGUUGGUCAAGGGUGGAAUCAAUGCUAUGUUGCGUGCGAUGAAAAUAUUAUAUCAUCAUUGGUAAAACAUGUUGGAAGUGGGAUGGCGUGGAGUUGGAAUCAACCGGUGGAGUUCUUACCUUUUUUAUUAAAAAAAAACAUUACUUUCUUUUCAAGUCAGGACAGAUGUGAUAUGGAUGGAUUUAAGCAGAAAUGAAUGGUGUGUGUUGGUGUGUUUAGUGGUGAUGGUGAUGGUGGUGAUGAGAAUGAAAUGGUGGUGGUUGUGGUGAUGAAAAUUUGUCAGGUCAUAGGCAAGAUUUUCAUGAAACAUGGAAUAUGUAUGUCUAACAGACGUUAGAUCAUAAAAACGUAUUUUUCAAUACUAUCUAUCUACCCUACCUACUACUACUUCUCUCUCGUGUGUGUAUGUGUGUGGUUGAUGUUGAUGUUGAGGCUUUGAU